Messenger RNA from Chlorocebus sabaeus (green monkey), 799 nucleotides. The record is from RefSeq and is a predicted model, not a curated record. NCBI's taxonomy places the organism in Eukaryota, Metazoa, Chordata, Mammalia, Primates, Cercopithecidae.
UAAAGAGAGAGACUAGAGAAAUGAAGGGUAGAAAAGGUGGGAAAUUGGUAUUCUUCAAUUUUCUGACGAAGAUGAAUAGAAUAUAGGGAAUUAUGGUAAACUGACUUCCAUAAUUCAAAGAUACUGCAGACAACUUGAGGCCUUGCCUUCCCUGCACUGGACUGGAAUACAACUGGGCAAAGGGCGGGGCCCAUAGCAGGGAGGAGAAUAAAGAGAAUUGUGAUGGAACUGGGUGGGGGCAGGGUUUGAAGGCUGUGAGUGUUGGACCCCAUAAUCACUUGGUCCAGAACAGGCAGUAGGCGUCAGGGGGCGCCCUAAGGCUCCACGGCAUGUGCCUGUACUGCUGGGACAUUGAGCCUUCCCAAGUCAGCCCUGAAGGACCAAGACAACAUCAUCCUUCAGAAGUCACUGAGCGGCAGCUUGCAAAUAAACGUAUUCAGAAUAUGCAAAACCUAAAGAAAGAGAAGAGGAGAUUGAAUAAAAGGUUUGCAAGGCCUUCUCCUAUUCCAGAACCAGGACUCCUAGUAAGUAUAGAGGUUUCACUAAAAUUAACACAUCAUUAAAUGCAACUGACAUCCUCAUUUUAAUUCAUGUAAUAUUCACUACAAAUUUUGUUUUUCCCUUUCUCUUUGAGAAAUUUGUAAUUUCAGUCUUAAAAGUCUUAUAAUCAAAGUCUCAUCUAUUAUUUAAAUAUCCUUUGCAGUCAUCUCCUGUAGGUGAUAUGGUUUAAUGAAAAGAGGAUUAUCUUUGAAACCAGGUUGUUCUGGACUCCAGUCCUUGUUUUGCCAUAUGUUCGAUG